This is a messenger RNA of Closterium sp. NIES-67, 1496 nucleotides long. The record is from the annotation of a GenBank genome assembly. NCBI's taxonomy places the organism in Eukaryota, Viridiplantae, Streptophyta, Zygnematophyceae, Desmidiales, Closteriaceae.
CCACUCUCAGCAACACACGGGGCUUUCUUAUUUCAUGCCUCCACUUCGGUACUGUCUCCAAGGCUUCUUCUAAAAUCUGGCCUCUUCUCCAAGUGUUCCCAGCCAUGACUUCCGUCACAGCCAUAGUGUCACUGAGGUCGGCGCCGCUAGCGACUGGCGCCAAGAGUCCAGCGAUAUCUCACUCUCGACUGAAAGCUCCAUGCCUCACUCCAUGUCUAAUCAAGCUGAGAGGACAUACCAGUAGCCUGGCUUCUCUCCAAAAGCGACGUCUUGUUGUCAGAAGCAAUGCUCUUCCAAAUGGUUUCGAUCAUUCGGGUCAGCAGCCCGCUAAAGAACGAGAAUCUACAGUAUGUGCAGCGGCGGAAGCAGGAUCUGAUCUCGUCCCGCAUUCUGGAGGAAUACUGGAAGCAAUCCAGAGCAUUCCAGAAAGAUAUCCAGCGUUCACAACAGCUACACUUUUCUUCUUCUGGUACUUCCUCAACGUAAUAUUCAACAUUCUGAACAAGAAAAUUUACAACUACUUCCCUUAUCCGUACUUUGUGUCUGCUGUUCAUCUAACGGUUGGAGUCACUUACUGCUUAAUCUCUUGGGCUUUGAGACUUCCCAAGCGUGCUCCCAUUGAUAAGGGCAUGCUUGCGCUCCUCGCGCCAGUCGCAUUCUGCCACGCACUCGGCCAUGUUAUGACCAACGUGUCAUUCGCAUCAGUGGCUGUGUCCUUCACGCACACGGUUAAGUCCCUGGAGCCAUUCUUCAACGCGGCUGCAUCUCAGUUUGUCCUCGGCCAGCACGUGUCACUUCCUCUGUGGCUCUCUCUCCUCCCUGUCGUCCUCGGUGUGUCCAUUGCAUCCGUAACUGAGCUAUCCUUUAACUGGACUGGCUUCCUCACUGCAAUGAUUUCAAACAUCUCGUUCACUUACAGGAAUGUUUUCUCUAAAAAGGCAAUGGUUGGAAUGGACAGCACAAAUCUCUACGCCUACAUAUCCAUCCUCUCCCUUCUCUACUGCAUUCCACCUGCCAUUCUGAUGGAAGGGCCCAGGCUUCUAGGAGGAGGGUUUACGGAUGCGAUUGCGAAAGUUGGCAUGACCAAGUUUUUGAGUGACCUCUUCUGGGUUGGAGUGUUCUAUCACUUGUACAAUCAGCUUGCAACAAACACCCUUGAGCGAGUCUCACCACUCACCCAUGCUGUGGGGAACGUUCUCAAACGCGUCUUCGUGAUCGGGUUUUCAAUAAUUGUCUUCGGAAAUACAAUUUCACGACAGACGGGGGUUGGGACAGCAAUUGCUAUUGCAGGCGUGGCGGCAUAUUCGUUUCUCAAGGCACAGGAACAAGAGAAACGUGCACAUUCUUGAAGCUUGACUGCAGUAGUUUGAGGGCUAUUCAGCUCAUUCUUCUGUAUAUUGAUGCUCACUUUACCAUAGUCUCUGUACAUGCACACCCACCUUCAUUAGGCUGUAACUAGGAGCGGGCUGCUCCCAGCCUCCAAAUUUUGGUGUCAG